Sinocyclocheilus anshuiensis is the source of this 784-nucleotide messenger RNA. RefSeq lists its product as uncharacterized. The transcript has a single exon. The record is from RefSeq and is a predicted model, not a curated record. NCBI's taxonomy places the organism in Eukaryota, Metazoa, Chordata, Actinopteri, Cypriniformes, Cyprinidae. The coding region runs from base 125 to 784 and encodes 219 amino acids.
UUUAUUUUAUUUCAGGUAUCUAUCAACAGGAGACUCAUUCCGAUCAAUAGCUUUCAGCUACAGGGUGGGUUACUGCACAGUGGCAAGAAUUGUAAAAGAUGUGUGUGAGGCAAUAUGGUCUGGCAUGGUCCAGGAAUACAUGCCUUUCCCUGAACAACACCACUGGAAGAAGAUCGCUGAAGACUUCCAUAGGCUAUGGAACUUCCCCAACUGCCUGGGAGCAAUUGAUGGGAAGCAUGUUGCAAUACAGGCCCCAUCAUCAACAGGGUCCAUGUAUUACAAUUACAAAGGGAGCUUCUCCAUCGUCCUCCUAGCAGUAGUUGAUGCCAGGUACCUUUUCCGGAUGGUGGAUGUGGGGGCAUAUGGGAAAAGCAGUGAUGGUGGGACCCUCUGUGCCUCUGACUUUGGUAAGGCCCUCCACCAGGGGACCCUUGACCUGCCAGAGGAUGCACCUUUACCAGGAGCAGAAGACCUCCAACCUGUGCCACAUGUAUUUGUGGGUGAUGAGGCUUUUCCUCUGAAGAAGAACCUUCUCCGACCCUAUCCAGGAAAACACCUUGACAGGGAGAAGCGUGUGUUCAAUUACCGUCUUUCCCGUGCAAGGAGGAUGGUGGAGUGCACAUUUGGGAUCCUUGCUGCUCAAUGGAGACUCUACCACAGAGUGCUUGGUGUCUCACCAAAAGUUGCUGAUGCAGUGGUGAAGUCCACUUACAUCCUUCACAAUUUCCUUCGCUUUGAGGAUGCUGGUGAAGUUGUGCCCCCCUGCCAUCCCAUCAGCAGCUAG